Micromonas pusilla CCMP1545 is the source of this 3018-nucleotide messenger RNA. RefSeq lists its product as uncharacterized. The coding region runs from base 1 to 2961 and encodes 986 amino acids. Gene Ontology annotation, molecular function: protein binding. Lineage: Eukaryota; Viridiplantae; Chlorophyta; Mamiellophyceae; Mamiellales; Mamiellaceae. The record is from RefSeq and is a predicted model, not a curated record. The transcript is spliced from 2 exons.
AUGGCGGACUUCUUCGCGCAAGCGGAGGAGCUCAACCUCGUCUCCGCGGCGCACAACGCGGAGAUCGACGGCGUGAAGCUGAAGCACAUGUCGACGUCGCAGCUCGCGUCCGCGGCGGCGACGCGAGGGAUCGCGAUGGGCCCGCGCGCGUCGCUCAUCCGCGCGCUCGCGUCGCACGCGCGCGCGAACGACCCGGGCGACGCGCGCGUAUCCGACGACGCCGACCCCGACGCCCCGUCGACGCCGCCGCUUCGACUGAACGAGAUGUCCGAGUUCGGCGCCGCGCCGGGCGCGGGCGACGCGCGCGACGCGUACGUCGUCGGCGCCGCGGCGGUGACGUGGGAGGACGAGGUGUACGUCUACGGCGGGCUCACCCCGGACGGCGAGUUCGUGUCCUCGAUCACGCGCUGGAGCGCCGCGACCGCGUCCGUGGAGGUCAAAGUCGCGGGCGCGGCGGCGGACGACGGCGACGGCGACGGCGACGGCGACGGCGACGGCGCGGCGCCGCCCGGGCGGUACAAUCACACCGCCGUCGUGAGCGAGGACGCGAUGUACGUGUUCGGCGGGCAGGGGCGGUACGGGUGCUUAGACGACCUGUGGCGCUUCGACUUCGUGACUUCGCGGUGGACGCGGAUCGAUCGCGGCGAGACGAAGGGCGCGCCGCCGCCGCCGCGCGCGGGCCACUGCGCGUGCGUCGGCGCGGCUGGCGGCGCGCGCGGCGCGCGCGUGAUGUUCGUGUUCGGAGGCUCGAACCCGGUGGGACCGGACGGCGCGGGGAGCGUGUCCUACGACGACCUGUACGCGUACAACCUGCGAUCCGACGAGUGGCUCGCGGUGGAGACGAAGUGGAGGAAACCUCGAGGCGGCGACGGGUGCGCGAUCGCGUCCUUCGGCGGCGUGAUCUACGCGCUGUCGAGGUCGGAGCUCGGCGAGUCGAUGCACGCGUGGUGCUUGGAGCUCGACACGAGGCGAGGGAGGCCGCGGUGGACGCAGGCGGGGCGGGCGGGGACGCCGCCGACGCCACGGACGGAUUACGUCGCCGCGACGUACGGCGUCAACUGGCUCGUGCACGGCGGCCGCGCGGUGAACGGCGCGAACGGCGGCGGCGGCGUCCUCGGGGACUGCUACGCGUUUCACUUCCCGUCCGGGGAGUGGGCGAAGCUCGCGGAGGACGCGGAGGCGGACCGGCGGUGCUGCCACGCCGGCGCGGCGAUCGACGGCGCGUUCGUGCUUCUGCACGGGAAGAGAGGCGCCGUCGGCGACGACGCGCGCGGCGACGCGCGCGGCGAGGGGGACGACGCGGGCGCGGACGGAGGCGACGAGAAGGAUCCGGGCCCGUGCUUCGCGGUGAAUCUGGAUCAGUACCUCCCGUUCCCGGAGGCGUCCGAUUCGAUGAUGAACACGUCGGUGGUGCCGUCGAACGCGGGCUCGGACGACGAGCGCGACCCAACGACGACGCGGGGGAACGGCGACGAGUACGCGCGAGAGGCGAGCGCGUUUCUGCGAAGCCGGAGAGCGACCGAGAGCAAAGUCGCCGCGCGCGACGGCGUGCUCCACGUCAAGUGCGUCGGCGGCUCCGACUUGCUCGCCGCCGACCGCAUCACGAAAAAGAGCGAUCCGUACCUCAUCCUCCGCUGCGGCUCCGCGCGGUUCAAGACGAAGAUCAAGUCGCGGACGCUGAGGCCGACGUGGAACGAGACGUUCGAGAUCCCGGUCUCGGCGACGCAGCGACUUUCCGGGCGCGUGUCGUUCGAAUGCCGCGACCACGACAAGAUCGGCAAGGACGACUUCUUAGGCACCGCGACGCUGAAAAUUUCCGACGUCCCCGAGGACGGCGCGACGCGAGAGUACGCGCUGUCGCUCGAGGGCGUGAACCGCGGGACGAUUCAGUGCGAGGCGCGGUUCGAACCGACCGGGCCGCCGCUCGACGCGGGUCAGCUCGCGAAGGAUGAAAACGCCGACGACGAAGAAGAGGUGAACGACGUCGCGAUGAGCUCGGACGACACGAAGACGACGAACACGUCGAAGAGCGAAAAAGCCGAAGAGAUCGCGCCCGCGGACUCGAGUCAUUCGCCGGCGACGACGCCCGGGCGAUUCGACGCGACGGAAGAGCCGACGGACCGCGCGGUGCCGCUGACCACCGCCGCCGCGCUGAACCGCCGCGGGCUCAGGCAGACGAAGCGGCGAGGCGGCCUCGUCGGCGGCUCGCUGCACGUCUCCGGACACGUCGGGUCGCAUCGCGAGGGCGACGUGCGCUUGAUCCCCGGCGCCGGGAAGAGCGGCGUCACGCUGCACGCGCACGCGGACGUGCUCGCGGCGGCGUCGCCGGCGCUCGAGAGCCUGCUCCGCGCGUCCCCCGCGUUGGCCGCGGCGACGCGACGCGUCGACGUCAUCGAGCGCGUUUCGUCGCGCGCGCACCCGCUCCUCCGCGCGUGUUUGCACGUGAUCCUGUACGCGAUGCACGCGCUCGCGGUCUUCGCGACGUUCGCGGCGAGGGACGCGGCGCGGUGGGCCGUCGCCGCGUACUCGCUGUCGUCGGACGUCGCCAAGCCGCGCGAGAAGACGCUCGUGUUUCCGGAUUUGGACGCGCGGACGAUGACGGAGAUGCUGCGAUGGAUCUACCGCGUCCCGCUGCACCCGCCCGUGGACGCGCUUUGCGAUUUGCACGCGGCGGCGACGAAGUACGAGAUCGACGGGCUCGCGGCGUACGCGCGGCGGCGGCUGCGGAGGGACGCGGACGCCGACGCGUGCGCGGGGGCGGCGAAAAUCGCGCGCGACGCCGGCGACGCGAAGCUGUGGUCCGUCGCCGUUCGACGCGCGCGCAGGGACUGGGCCGCGGUCAGGGUCGCGGAGGGGUUCCACGCGCUUGUCAGGGAGGACGCGGAGGCGGCGCGGGCGUUCACGCUGGCGGUGCACUCGACGAUUCAGUUGGCGAGCGAGGGCCUGGACCAGUUAUUAUGAGACGAUCGGUAUAAAAUGUUCUAAAAUUUGACUCAAAAAGCAGGGUUAACAAUCAGC